Messenger RNA from Paramisgurnus dabryanus, 807 nucleotides. The record is from RefSeq and is a predicted model, not a curated record. NCBI's taxonomy places the organism in Eukaryota, Metazoa, Chordata, Actinopteri, Cypriniformes, Cobitidae.
AUGGAGGGAGAUUCUGUUACUCUACACACUCAUAUUACUGAACUACAGAGUCAAGAUCUGAUCGAGUGGAGUUUUGGACCUGAAGGGUCUCUCAUAGCUGAAAUCAAUGAAGGAGCAAAUAAGACAUCAAUAUAUGAUGAUGUUCUUGAUGGGAGAUUCAGAGACAGACUGCAGUUAAAUGAUCAGACUGGAGAUCUCACCAUCACAAACAUCAAUACUGAAGACUCUGGACUUUAUCAACUGACCAUCACCAGAGGGAAGAUCUCAUCACCCAGAUUCAAUGUUACUGUCUAUGCUCGUCUUCCCGUUCCUGUCAUCACCACACAAAACUCUUCAUCAUCAGAAAGCUCAUCAUGUGUCUUUCUAUGUUCAGUGAUGAAUGUGAGAGAUAUGAGAGAUGCGAGUCUGUCCUGGUACAAAGGAAACAGUUCAUUGUCCAGCAUCAGUGUGUCUGAUCUCAACAUCAGCAGCAUCUCUCUUCAUCUGGAGUGUCUGGAUGAUUCUUACAGCUGUGUGCUGAACAAUCCCAUCAGUAAUCAGACUCAACAUCUCAACAUCACUCAUCUCUGUCAGCCGUGUUCAGAUCUCACCUUCAUUCAGAUCUUUAUUGUUGCUGCUGUUGGAUGUUUGAUGAUUGUAGCAUCAGUUGUGAUCUUCUGCAUCUUUAGGAAACAAAGAAACACACAUCAACAAGUUCAAAACAGAGGAAUGGAAAUCACUUACGCAGAUCCAACAUUCGGUAAAAGAGCAGCACAUAAACCGAGAUCUAAGGAUGAUGUGGUGUAUGCAGGAGUCAAGAGUCGAUAA